Molecule: messenger RNA, 1071 nt
Organism: Guillardia theta CCMP2712
Lineage: Eukaryota; Cryptophyceae; Pyrenomonadales; Geminigeraceae
Exons: 12
Coding region: 1-1071 (356 amino acids)
Biological process (GO): purine nucleobase biosynthetic process; tetrahydrofolate interconversion
Cellular component (GO): cytosol
Molecular function (GO): methylenetetrahydrofolate dehydrogenase (NADP+) activity; methenyltetrahydrofolate cyclohydrolase activity; methylenetetrahydrofolate dehydrogenase (NAD+) activity
Source: RefSeq, a predicted model, not a curated record
AUGAAAAGGCCUCAAAAACGCACCUGCCAGAAGCGACAAGUGGAUUUAUCCCUGCAUGAUUUUGGUUCGGCCUUAGCAACCAUGAGCGAAUUUCCCAAUGCGGAGAAGAUCAAAGCAGACGAGAUCGCAGCUGUACAUCGACACGAAAUCAAGAAGACGAUCGAUGAGCUAGCAAAGAAAGGGGUCACUCCCCUCCUGGUUGGCUUUCUAGCCAAUGGAGACGUUGCUGCCAAGAAGUACGCAGAGUGGACCAUGAAAGCUUGCGAAGCCGAUGGGAUCCGGUUUGAGGUGCGGGAGGUGGACAAGAUGGAGCUCGAGGAAGCGCUGAUGGCUGCCAACCGCGACGACUCGAUUCACGGCAUCAUGAUCUACUACCCCUGCUUCGGCAACGCCCCCAGCUUCUACGGAGGCAACAUGGACGACUACCUGCGCGACACGGUGCCGGUGGAAAAGGAUGUCGAGGGCCUCUGCUACACUUACCGCCAUAACCUUUACCACAACAUCCGCUACAUCGACACUCAGGUCUCACACUACAAGGGAGGGAUCAACACUCCCACUGGAACUAAAGGAGAGAAGAAAUGUCUCCUGCCAUGCACUCCCCUUGCCAUCAUUAAGAUUCUCGAAUACCUCAAAGUCUACGAUGAGAACCUUCCUGUUGGAAAUCGCAUGCAUGGAAAGAACGUCGUUGUCAUCAACAGGAGUGAGAUUGUUGGACGCCCUCUUGCUGCCCUGCUUGCGAACGAUGGAGCAGAUGUUUACAGCAUCGACCUGAACGGGGUGUAUCUGAUGCGACGCGGGAAAAUGCUGGAGGUUGCGGAAACCCAGGAAGAACUAUGCAAGAAGUCAAGAAUUAUCGUCACUGGUGUCCCCACCAAGGAUUACAGGCUGCCAACCGAGUGGGUCCAGCCUGGCACUGUGGUGAUUAACGUCUCUCACUUCAAGAACGUCGACGAGGACGCGCUCAUGCAGGUCCCUGGUGUCAAGUACGUCCCCCUUGUCGGCAAGGUCACUGUCGCCAUGCUCGAGCGAAAUUUGCUCAGGUUGAUCCAGAACUUCCAUCUCAAGGAAUAG